Messenger RNA from Knipowitschia caucasica, 1185 nucleotides. The record is from the annotation of a GenBank genome assembly. Lineage: Eukaryota; Metazoa; Chordata; Actinopteri; Gobiiformes; Gobiidae.
AUGUGGAGGUCUCUUGAACUGGCGAGGUCUGAGCUACGAUUGGAGUUUACCCUCGCCUGUGGACAGACUUUUCGCUGGAGAGAGACCGCUGAGGGCCACUGGACUGGAGUGAUGGGAGGAAGAGUUUGGACUUUAACUCAACUGGACAACAGAUUAUGGUACUAUGUUUAUGACAGCCAACAAGACUCGACUCACAGAAAGUGGACAGAAGGAGAUUGUGGACCUGAAACCAAAUAUAAAGUGGAUGUAAAGGUUGAAGAAAAUGCUGACACAGAGGAGGAGAAGCUUCUGAGGGACUAUUUUCAGCUCCAUAUAAAUGUUGAGGAAUUGUACAAAGACUGGGGAGAGAGAGAUCCCCAUUUUAAAACGCUUGCUGACACAUUUUCAGGCGUGCGAAUGAUCCGGCAGGACCCAAUUGAAUGCUUGUUCUCGUUUAUCUGUUCGUCCAAUAACCACAUUUCUCGGAUUCAAGGGAUGGUGGAGCGGCUGUGCCAAAGACUGGGCAACAAGCUGUGUCAACUGGAUGAAACCUUUUACCACGACUUUCCCUCCCUCUCAACUCUAGCAGAGCCCAGUGUAGAGGCUUGUUUAAGGGAUCUUGGUUUUGGAUAUAGAGCCAAGUUCUUGCUGCAAAGUGCUAAGACGAUUCUUGACUCACAUGGACCUCAUUGGCUUAGCUCACUCAGAAAUGUCCCGUAUCACGAGGCCCGCGAUGCUCUUCGAACUCUCUCUGGAGUGGGAACUAAGGUGGCAGACUGUGUGUGUCUGAUGGCUCUGGAUAAGCACGAAGCUGUUCCCAUUGACACACAUGUUUGGCAGAUCGCAACGCGUGAUUAUAAGUUUGUUUCUAGUCACGGACAGAAGACCAUUACAGACAAACUUCACAGAGACAUUGGUGAUUUCUUCAGAAAACUGUGGGGUCCGUAUGCUGGAUGGGCACAAUCAGUGCUGUUUUGUUCUGACCUCAAGAAAUUUCAAAAUCUCAAAGGACGCCAGCAGAUUCGCUAUCAGGAGGAACGCACAAAGCAGGUCCUGCAGUGGAAGCAUGUCUUGACCGUCCAGAGACACCAGAGUAACCUCAGAGCCGGACCAUGGCGUCCACAUUUCUACUCGUCCUGGGCCUCUACCUCACUUCGCUCAUCUCUUCACAUUCACAGACUAUCCUCGGCACCUCCUCCUCCUUAG